AUGUCUUCAAGAUCACCGUCGCCACCGAGAAGGACUGUUAUAGGGUCUAGCAGCAGUCGUUCGGACGACUCAGGAAGUGGGAGUAAGACGCAUGUGGAGGACUUGGUCAAAACGCGGAAUCGCAAGCUGGUGGAGCUGUAUUGCAUGUCUCGAUUGAGUGAGUUGCUUACGAUAAGGGAUGAGAAGGCUUUGAAGGCUGAGAUGGAUAGCUUCCUGCGACAGAAUGAUAUAAAAAAGGGACUGCGGUUUCGUAGCGAUACGCUACCGAGACAGCUGUGGCAAGCGGGGUCACCAAUGGGUACCGACCAGCCUGGCAGUGUGGUGGGUAGCGCGAAGAAAGCGCCUAGGAAUGUUGAUGCUGCCAAAAAGGUAAAGAACGAGCAGCCAAGAAGUAGCACUGCAGAUUCAUACAUGGCGCAAAAGGUUAAAAGCGAGCUCAAAAGGCCGCUGACUGAGAGUGCUGCAGGCGAGUUACCUCCAGAGAAGAAACUAAAGAUCAAUCGAGAUACCAGACCGAACACACUAGAGAGCGGUACGAAAUCUCAUUCGAGUUCGGUCCCUAACUUGAUAUCAAGUGCAGACGAGUUCGGUAAGGCAAGGUCUGCUUCCAUCUACGCUUCCCCCAUUCCUUCUGUGCCCAACCGGCCCAUUUAUUAUCCCGAUAUUGACAUCACACCAGCAGAACCCACCCCGCUGGGAGGGACAAAGAAGUGCCGGAACUAUUUGGUGGAUGAAGUCUCAAGGAAAAGUAUAGAACCGAUGGAUUAUUUCAAGGAAAACAACAUUAAUAGCAAGGAAUCAGUGUACUUACUUAUGAAGGAAAUUGUUCCUUCCGAGAUACCGCAAGCUUUGCCGCUUGCGGAGUUAAAGUAUAUGGUACAGACUUUACCACUCAUAAAACUGAUACCUAUGGCUCAUAAAGUUCUCACUACAGAUAUUAUGAACAAUGCUCUCAGCGAAGGCCGAAUAACCGUUGUGAGUUCAAGGAUCGAGGAGCUGCGAAGGCUUGGGUUAUGGUCUCUGAGGCAGCCUAAAAAAUUCGUUGAUGCGUGGCAGGAAGAACCUUCACAUUAUCGUACUCUUAUUGAGGAAGCAAAGUGGAUGCAGGCUGAUUUCAAAGAAGGCCGCAAAUACAAGAUAGCGGUUUGCGCAACAAUUGCACACGCUGUGAUGGAAUAUUGGUCAUUUGGUAAAGUGUGCUGUAUUAGCAGAAGACCUAUCAAACAUUUGUCAGCGGACGCGAAAGACGAAACAUCAGUGCUUUGUUCUGAUACGGCUGGGGAUAGCAGCGCCUGUGAGAAUGUGGUGAAUCAUACUCAACAAGACAGACAAAUACAGCCUAUUGAGCUGGCUGGGAACGAACCUGGCUCAUCGUCUGGAGAACUGGAUACAGAGUCUAUUGAAGCAACUGAGCAGAAUGUGACUUCCGUAUUGGAUGAAAAGCAAGCCGCUGAAGCCAUGUGUAAUGAAAAAGUUGAAGCCAUCGAUGUAGAGUUAUUGAAAAAAGGUUCCGACUCUCAAAAGGAACAUUUCCCUACCGAGUUGACAAAGGACAGCACAAACGAAAAGGAGGAUGACGGAAAAAGAUUUUCACAGUAUCCUUUCAAAUUGCAUUUGUCCUUUGAUGAACUCAACAAGACAGCUAGAACAAUUGCGCAAGAGAUUCCGUUAUAUAUAGGAACACAAACCGAAAGUAAUGCUUUAGAGAGCUUACCUUUUGUUGCUGUUUCGAAAUCUUUGGUUACUCUGGAAGACGACCACUUCCUGAAGCUAGUUGAGAAACAAAUUGUUGAAGAGGAGCAGUCUCUAGUGCAAUUGAGCAAACGAAGGGGAAUGUUUUAUGGGAACAGAAGAAGUCAUUACUUGAAGCCUCCACCUGCUCCGUCAUUAAAGUAUUUACAGAAUAGAACGCCAACUAUAUGGCUUCCAGAAGACGAUCAGGAGCUGGUGAAGAAUAUUAAUGCAUAUGCAUAUAACUGGGAGCUUAUAAGCGCCCAUAUGACUCAUAGGCCUACUAUGUCCUACUUUUCGAAUAUUGAGCGCAGAACUCCUUGGCAAUGCUUUGAAAGAUUUGUUCAAUUGAAUGAGCGAUUCAGUUUCAGCGACCUCAAAGGACCUCGUGCUCACAGCGUUCAUCAGUGGUUAUUGGAAGCACAUAAAUUCCAGCAGAAACAGAACAGAAGGAUUUCUCCUCUGGGCGUUGGUCCGGAGUCCAUUCAAAGGGGUCAUAGAAGGCUGCGUUGGGCCAGCAUGUUUGAGGCCAUGAGGAAAAACAUAAAGAAGAGGGAAAAUGCUCCACGACCUAACCCAACUCAACCGCGGAAGCCCUUAGAUUGCAAGAAUAUGAAGGUUCCAACGCCAGCAGAAAUGUCUCAGCUGAAAGCUCAACGAGAUGAAGCUUUGCGUCGAGACAUACAAAUGAGGCGAAAUGUUAAGAGCCGACUACAGCAGAAAUCUAGUCAAUCAAGCCCCAAUGUCACGCAGAGUCGAGUAGCUAAUAAACCUGGAAUGGAUUAUGUGAAUAGCAGCUUACCUAGGGAUUCAGGCGCUAGGCAGGUUUCUGCUCCAGCCCCCUCUCAAAGGCCACUUACUGAGCGUGAAAUUGUCGAGAGCUAUUCGAGGAAGAUACUGGCACAAAAGCCGGAGCUGUCCUUGGAAACGGCAAUGAAAGCUGCACAGAGCUAUUAUAAAUCAGGACAGCAGCGAAGAAUGCAGUUACAGCAGCAACAGCAGAAAUUGAGCCCUCAUAUACAGGCUGCAUCAGCACCAGUUCAACCAACCGAACGAAUGGAGCAGAAAGUCAAAGCAACUACAAACCACCUGAAACCUAAUCAUUCCGCUCCAAAUCCAGACAUGAAAUCACCCACUCCUCAGGAAAUAUUAGAACGGUUUCAAAAAUAA
Molecule: messenger RNA, 2901 nt
Organism: Torulaspora globosa
Lineage: Eukaryota; Fungi; Ascomycota; Saccharomycetes; Saccharomycetales; Saccharomycetaceae
Gene: EAF1
Product: Eaf1p
Exons: 1
Coding region: 1-2901 (966 amino acids)
Source: RefSeq, a predicted model, not a curated record